Diceros bicornis minor is the source of this 1539-nucleotide messenger RNA. It is a transcript of the gene SPDEF, whose product is annotated as SAM pointed domain containing ETS transcription factor. NCBI's taxonomy places the organism in Eukaryota, Metazoa, Chordata, Mammalia, Perissodactyla, Rhinocerotidae. Gene Ontology annotation, biological process: cell differentiation; regulation of transcription by RNA polymerase II. The record is from RefSeq and is a predicted model, not a curated record. Gene Ontology annotation, cellular component: nucleus. Gene Ontology annotation, molecular function: DNA-binding transcription factor activity, RNA polymerase II-specific; sequence-specific DNA binding. Bases 1 to 1008 code for a protein of 335 amino acids. The transcript is spliced from 5 exons.
AUGGGCAGCGCCAGCCCGGGCCUGAGCGGCGUGGCCCCCAGCCGCCUCCUGCUGCCCCCUGACACUGGGUUGAGGACAGGCCUGGAGAAGGGGGCCGUGGGGGCAGCAGGGCCUGAGAGCCGGGACUGGAGCCCCAGCCCACCUGCCACACCCGAGCAGGGCCUGUCCGCCUUCUACCUGUCCUACUUUGACAUGCUGUACCCUGAGGACAGCGGCUGGGCCGCCAAGGGCCCCGGGGCCAGCCCCCGGGACGAGCCGGCUGAGGAACCUGAGCAGUGCCCCGUCAUCGACAGCCAGGCCCCUGGGGGCAGCCUGGACUUGGCGCCGGGCGGGCUGACCCUGGAGGAGCACUCCCUGGAGCAGGUGCAAUCCAUGGUGGUGGGCGAGGUGCUCAAGGACAUCGAGACGGCCUGCAAGCUGCUCAACAUCACCGCAGACCCUGUGGACUGGAGCCCUGGCAACGUGCAGAAGUGGCUCCUGUGGACGGAGCACCAGUACCGGCUGCCCCCCGUGGGGAAGGCCUUCCAGGAGCUGGGGGGCAAGGAGCUGUGUGCCAUGUCGGAGGAGCAGUUCCGCCAGCGCUCGCCCCUGGGUGGGGACGUGCUGCACGCCCAUCUGGACAUCUGGAAAUCAGCGGCCUGGAUGAAAGAGAGGACUUCCCCGGGGACGAUUCACUUCUGUGCCUCGCCCAGCGAGGACAGCUGGGCCGACAGCGAGGUGGACUCGUCCUGCUCCGGGCAGCCCAUCCACCUGUGGCAGUUCCUCAAGGAGCUGCUGCUCAAGCCGCACAGCUACGGGCGCUGCAUCCGCUGGCUCAACCAGGAGAAGGGCAUCUUCAAAAUUGAGGACUCCGCCCAGGUGGCCCGGCUCUGGGGCAUCCGCAAGAACCGGCCCGCCAUGAACUACGACAAGCUGAGCCGCUCCAUCCGCCAGUAUUACAAGAAGGGCAUUAUCCGGAAGCCCGACAUCUCCCAGCGCCUCGUCUACCAGUUUGUGCACCCCAUCUGAGGGCUGAGGGCCAGGCCUUGGCCUGAAACCUCCGUCCUGCCUGCUCCUGCCCUGGCCGGACCCUGAGCCGAGGGAGAGGGCCGGCAUCUGCCAGCAUUCUGAGUCCAAGGUCAGGGAGGGCACGGCCCACCGCUCCCAGGGGCAUAAGUCAGCUUUCCGAGGCCUGAGUGGGGAUGCUUCCUCCUGAGGCCUGACUGAUCACGUGCCCAGCCCCCCAGGGCAUGGAGGGAGCAGGGGUGAAUAGGGAGGGCCCUCCCUCCACCCGAGCCUCUGACCCCAGGAUUUCCAGAGCAGAGCCGGCAGAAUGGCAGUGACUUGGCCAAGGCUACUAGAAGUCCAGUGCUCUGUGCCGCCCAUCCUGCACCAUGGAUGCAUGGUGCACCCCUGAGUUGGAGACGUCCGCACCCCUGAGUUGGGGUGCCAGGGGUACCCCUGGGAACAGAUAAUAAAGAUACCAGAGAACUGACACCACCCCAGUGUCUGUGCAGUGAGUCAGCAGGACAGCUCAGAGGCCAUCAGUGCUCAAAGUGG